Molecule: messenger RNA, 1318 nt
Organism: Prinia subflava (tawny-flanked prinia)
Lineage: Eukaryota; Metazoa; Chordata; Aves; Passeriformes; Cisticolidae
Product: zinc finger protein 239-like
Exons: 1
Coding region: 417-1187 (256 amino acids)
Biological process (GO): regulation of transcription by RNA polymerase II
Molecular function (GO): DNA-binding transcription factor activity, RNA polymerase II-specific; RNA polymerase II cis-regulatory region sequence-specific DNA binding
Source: RefSeq, a predicted model, not a curated record
AGACAGGCGGUGACUUCUGGAGAUGGACUUGAACAGCAGGAACUUCAAAGCCAAUGCACUCACAGAAUGUCUUUCCCACACCAGGAAUUCCCAGUGCCAGACUUUGGCUGGGUAGAGGAGAAGGCUGUGAGGAAGAGGAGGAUUCCUGCGCAUCCCCAGGCAGGUGAGGAGGAAGUCAGUGCCCCUUUGCCCCUCUCUCCUGCUCCAUCUCCCAGCCCAGCCUGGCCCCGGCUGCAGGACAACCCCGCUGCCGACGCCGUCCUGCCGGGGAUGCACUGGGGGGAUCUCCUUGCCCUUCCCUCUGGCACGGAGGCAAAUCCCAUCCUGUCCUUGUCCUUCCUCCCCCAGACAAGGAGGCCAGGGAGGACAAAUCCCCUCAGCAGAACCUCGUGGAAGAGGCUGUUUUGAGCGGCCCCAUGGCACAGGAAUGCAACGGGGAGGAAAAGGCACAGAGAUCCCGCCCGAGGAGGGGCUCCAAACCCAUGCCAGGGUGCUCCGAGGAGGAAGGACCCACCCUGUGUCAGGAAGGCAGCCAGAGAUGUGGCCAGAGCUCUGAGCUGGUGGUGCAUGAACAGCUUCACAAUGGCAAGAAGCUGCACCAGUGCUCAGAAUGUUGGAAGAGUUUCUACACAAACUCUGGCCUGCUCCGGCACCAGAAGAUCCACACUGGGGAACGGCGCUACGAGUGUGGGAAAUGUGGGAAGCGCUUCAGAGAUACCUCUAACCUGAUGAUCCACCUGAGAGUCCACACUGGGGAACGGCCCUAUGAGUGUGGGGAGUGUGGGAAGAGCUUCACUCAAAGCUCCCACCUGAUGAUCCACCAGAGGAACCACACUGGGGAACGGCCCUAUGAGUGUGGGGAGUGUGGGAAGAGCUUCACUACCAGCACUAGCCUGAUCAUCCACCACAGGAGCCACACUGGGGAACGGCCCUAUGAGUGUGGGGAGUGUGGGAAGAGCUUUGCAUGCUGCACCAGCCUGAUCCGCCACAAGAGGAUCCACACUGGGGAACGGCCCUAUCAGUGUGUGGAGUGUGGGAAGGGCUUCACUAGGAGCUCCUCCCUGAUCGUCCACCAGAGGGUUCACACUGGGGAACGGCCCUAUGAGUGUGGGGAGUGUGGGAAGAGCUUCGCUGUCCGGUCCAGCCUGCUUGUCCACCGGCAGAUGCACAGCGGAGAGAGGCCUUAACAGCGUUUUGAGUGUGGGAAGAGCUUCUCCCAGAGCUGUGCCGUGGCCCAAGAGCAAUGGAGGCAGCAGGAAGGGAAGCCCUACAAGUGCCCCGCGUGCGGGAAGAGCUUUGUGCGCUGCUCCAACUCCAU